AUGGUCUGGAACGAGAGCUUAGUUACAUUAACUGGAAUUCUCUUUUCUUACACAAUUUCCAGUGCUUCUACCUGUCCUGCAGAAAAUCAAUUUACCAGUCCUCCAUUGUUCUGUUCCUCUGCACCUAUCAAGUAUGCAAAUUUCUCCAGUCCCAAUUAUAGGAAAUCAGGAAAAGAUUACUUGAAGCUUCAGUUGAUUAAUCAAAGAUCAAAUUUCUCAUUUGCUUUUUUCAAAGGUGGCUUGACAAAUUUCACAGGAGAGAAAGACUCAAGCCAAAGCCAUUCUCCAACUUCACAAAAUGCUAGUAAAAGACUAGUUGGCCUGGGAGGUGCAUAUGGAGAAGAUGAUGGUUAUGAGGUAAUAAAAAAGGCGAUCAUCAACCUAUCGCUUGGUCACAAGGAACACAUUAUUGCAUAUGGAGAAGGAAAUGAGAGAAAGUUGACAGGGGGUGGCUAACCGUGGUUGUUCAAUCAGUGUUGGAAGAGACACUUAGAAGAAUGGAAAAGGUUACAUGGAGGACCGGCGCGCCCGGCUUCAAACAUGGAUCCAUGUUGUGACAGCAUUACUGGCAGAAACUUCCAUAUUAUGGGAACCUACUCGAGGCUGAAGCUCUUGCGGCUCAGAACACGAUCCUUGAAGGUCUAAAAUAAAUUCAUAUUCUGAAUUAUUUGUAAAAGUAUAUCUUGUUAGUAGUUUCAUUUGUAUCUUAUAAGACUCUUUAUUUCUAUAAACAUUACUUUUUUGGUAGUGGCAUAA
Messenger RNA from Arachis stenosperma, 756 nucleotides. Its product is annotated as probable inactive purple acid phosphatase 1. Bases 1 to 456 code for a protein of 151 amino acids. The transcript is spliced from 7 exons. The record is from RefSeq and is a predicted model, not a curated record. NCBI's taxonomy places the organism in Eukaryota, Viridiplantae, Streptophyta, Magnoliopsida, Fabales, Fabaceae.